CUCACCUCAGCUCCGAUAGCAUCUCCAUUCUCCAGUUUUGCCUCUCCACGCAGCCCUCCGAUCUCCAUUCCAACCUUUCUCGCAUGCCCUGAGAAAUCAGAGAGGAAUCUCCAAGCAAAGCAAAAUUUCAGAGCACAAGAGAUGGAGAAGAUGGUGAACGGCAAUGGAGGAGGCAGCCGCCUGGUGGUGACCGAGCUGAGCCACAUCAAGGAGCUGGUGAAGCAGCUCGAGGUGCACCUGGGAGGCUCUCCCGACCUGUGCAAGGACCUGGCCGCGCAGAUCUUCACCGUCACCGAGAAGUCCAUCAGCAUGAUCAGGUCUGGGAACUUCGACUUCGACGGCCGGAAGAGCUCCGCCAACGGCGCCGGCCUCCACUCGCCGCCGCUCUCGGCCACGCCUAGCCCCCUCAGCGGCGUCUCCGACAUGCCUUUCAAGACGAACAAGAAGAGGAAGACGGACAAAGGGAGGCGUCAGGUUCGAGUGAGCUCGGCGGGCGAAGGAGCGGAUGCCCCAGAGGACGACGGCUUCAGCUGGAGGAAGUACGGACAGAAGGACAUCCUUGGAGCCCACCAUCCAAGGGCAUACUACCGUUGCACGCACCAAAAAACCCAGGGAUGCACGGCGACGAAGCAGGUGCAGCGCGUCGACGAGGAUCCGACGCUCUACGACGUGAUCUACAACGGCGAUCACACCUGCGUUCACAAGGCCACGGCGGCGGCGACGGCCAAGGCGCAGCCGGAGGACAAGAGUAGCCUUCUGCAGAGCCUGAGCUCCAGCCUGAAGGUGGAGACCGAGGGGCUCACGCCGAGGGCUCAGCAGGGCUGGGGCGCCACCACGCCCUUCAGUUUCUCCUCGCCGGCGGUGAGCGGCCUGACGCCGUCGACGCCGGAAAACAGCUUCUGGCAGGGCGUGUCAGCGCCCACGUCCCUCGAACCCUCGCCGGCGACCUCGGGCUCGAACUAUCUCUCCAUGAGGGCGCAGUGUGAGCUUGACACGAUGGUGUCCGCGCUCACGACAGCCACGAGCAUGCCGCCGCCCGCCAUGCCCACCCUGGAGGAUACAACCUUCUCGCUGGACGGAAUCGAUGCCGAUUUCGACAUUUCCGAUGUCGAUUUCGACAUUUCUUGCUUUUUCGCAACUGAUUGUUGAGAAGAGGAGAGAACGAAAAAGGAAAACGAAUUUUUUUUAGUAGAGAUUAGAGACGCAGCUUCAGGUGACCACCCUCUGAACUCUGGCGUUUGUCCAGAGGCAGAGGAGGGAAGAACACUAGAGUUCUUCCUCUGUGCAGGUGUAAGAUUUAGGAGAUAAAAUUAGUGCCUCCUCCUUCGUCCUGUUUUUUUUUAUUUUUUUUCUCUUAUCUUUUUGCCACCAGGGUGUUGCAUUGUAUUAUUGAAUUUGUUGUCAAGAAAAAUAAGAUCCUGUGAUCCAUGUUUACAGCCCA
Molecule: messenger RNA, 1441 nt
Organism: Lolium rigidum
Lineage: Eukaryota; Viridiplantae; Streptophyta; Magnoliopsida; Poales; Poaceae
Product: transcription factor WRKY19-like
Exons: 3
Coding region: 142-1149 (335 amino acids)
Biological process (GO): regulation of DNA-templated transcription
Molecular function (GO): sequence-specific DNA binding; DNA-binding transcription factor activity
Source: RefSeq, a predicted model, not a curated record